UAAUACUCCACUAUCAAAGAAAAUAUCACCGGUUGUCCGUAAUAAUUUGGUGUAAUAAUUCGAUGAACUUAUGACCUUGGGAUCGUAUAUUCAAACUCCUCCCAUGUAGGUCUGCCACAUAAUAUAUAUAUAUAUAUACAUACAUAUCACCUGUACAAUAAAUUCAAAAAGUUGCUUCUUGGCCUGCGAGGAUCGUGAAGGUAUUGUAGUCCUUUCACGCGACCGCCAUCAAUGCGCAUCCCCUGCCAACUGCAACGACAACCGGAUUCUUCUUCCUUCAUGAUCCGCAGUCUAUGCGAGGUGCCGCGAGGUUCAUCACCAUCAGUGUACUUGCAGCAGAGGGAGCAGGUCCAUGAUCGAUUAAUGUUGUCGAAUGGGAAUGGGAAUGUGAAGAGGAAGGUGUACAGGGGGGUGCGGCAGCGGCACUGGGGCAAAUGGGUGGCGGAGAUACGGCUGCCGCAGAAGAGGGUGAGGGUGUGGCUGGGGACGUACGAGUCGGCGGAGGCGGCCGCAUACGCGUACGACCGGGCAGCGUACAAGCUCCGCGGCGAGUAUGCCCGCCUGAAUUUCUCCAACCUGGUGGACCCGGGGGGGCUCAUCGGGGAGGGGGACGCCGCCAGAGUAGAGAAUGCGGUGGACGCAAAGAUUGAGUCCAUAUGGCAGAAGAGGAAGAAGAGGACCAAGACCACGACGAAGAAGAAGUCUAAUGAUGAUGGUGUUCUUCAAGUUCAACCGGAUGCAGGUUUGGGGAAGAAAGAGGAAUCGCUGGGCGUGGGCGUUUCUGGAGAAAUGAUGGAGCUGGGAGUGGCAGGGGUGCCGUCGUAUGAUCCAGAGUUAAUUUGGGAAGUGCUUACUGCUGCUGCCACUACUAGUGCUACUUGACAGUUGGUGUGUUAGAAGAAGAAGAAGAAGAAGAAGAGCUGGAGGAGGAGGAAGUAGCCAGCAGCAGCAGCAGUCGGUUAAUUGGUAAUUGGUAAUUGGUUGGUCGGUUGGUUCCACCCCUCGCAUCGCAUCCUUGACUGCCUUAAACCAGAUACCACUGCUACUACUACUUACUGCCUGCUGCUAGAAUACAGUUAUACCAGUAAACAGACACACAAACCCACGUUUGCCUAAUGUUUUGUUUCUCUGCUCUCCUCUCCUCUUCUCUUCUCUCCUCUUCUCUUCUCUUCAAAUGGAUGGUAGAUCAUACUACUAAUAAAUUAGUAAGUCAAUCAAUACAAUCUUCUCUGCUUACAGCUUU
Molecule: messenger RNA, 1243 nt
Organism: Andrographis paniculata
Lineage: Eukaryota; Viridiplantae; Streptophyta; Magnoliopsida; Lamiales; Acanthaceae
Product: ethylene-responsive transcription factor ERF061-like
Exons: 2
Coding region: 232-882 (216 amino acids)
Biological process (GO): regulation of DNA-templated transcription
Molecular function (GO): DNA binding; DNA-binding transcription factor activity
Source: RefSeq, a predicted model, not a curated record